AUGGCAGAGUUGAUGGUUAGAGCGCGGAAGCACAUGAACGCUGAGGAUGCUAUGAAUGCACGAAAAAACAAAGAUGGUGAAGAUAAGAGAUUGGAUAAAAAGAGGUCAGCACCUAACACUAGGGAGGAAAAUAAAUCGAAGUACAAGAAAUUCUCAAACAGCCAAGCUGACAGAUCGUCUCGUCAUCCAUUAAAAGCUGAUCCAAUAAAGAGGUCUCGAGAUAAAUAUUAUAUGUUCUACUGGGACCAUGGACUUAACCCAAAAGAUUGUUUGGACCUCAAGAACCAAAUCGAGAACCUUGUUCGUAAGGGUCAUUUACGCAAAUUCACGACUUGGAAUGGAAGAAGAGGCUCUAACCUAUCCCAAGAGGGCCGAGAUGAUCACUUUCCUCAACACCAACCAAUAGGUGAGAUUAGAGUUAUAUCAGGUGGCUUCGCUGGUGGUGGUGAGACGAGUUCAGCUUGGAAGGCUUAUGCCAGGAGAAUUCGAAGUUUUUCAGAGGUGAAUGAAGUUGGAGUGACAAUUCCUCCAACAAAAUUACCGCGAGUUGAGGAGCUGGACAUAACCUUUUCUGAAGAAGAUGACAAGCGAAUUCACCAGCCCCAUGAUGAUCCUUUGGUAUUUUCCAUGGUCGUCGCUAAUUUCACUGUUCAACUAAUAUUGGUUGACAAUGGCAGCUCAGCUGACAUACUAUUUCUUGGGGUGUUCGACAAAUUGAAAAUUGGCCGAAAGAAGCUACGACCCAUGAAGUCACCAUUGGUGGGAUUUUUAAGCGACAAAGUAUAUCCACUCGGGGCAGUUACCCUUCCAAUCACUGCAGGAGCCCAUCCAAAGCAGGUCACUGUGAUAGUGGACUUUCUAGUGGAGGACUGCCCAUCACUAUACAACAUUAUCCUGGGGAGGACAACCCUAAAUACCAUGAAGGCGAUCUACUUUCCUUGUUAA
Messenger RNA from Cornus florida, 945 nucleotides. RefSeq lists its product as uncharacterized. Bases 1 to 945 code for a protein of 314 amino acids. The record is from RefSeq and is a predicted model, not a curated record. The transcript has 2 exons. NCBI's taxonomy places the organism in Eukaryota, Viridiplantae, Streptophyta, Magnoliopsida, Cornales, Cornaceae.